This is a messenger RNA of Cimex lectularius (bed bug), 1106 nucleotides long. RefSeq lists its product as uncharacterized. The transcript has 5 exons. The coding region runs from base 262 to 1071 and encodes 269 amino acids. NCBI's taxonomy places the organism in Eukaryota, Metazoa, Arthropoda, Insecta, Hemiptera, Cimicidae. The record is from RefSeq and is a predicted model, not a curated record.
UUGUGUUUUUCUUCAAUCAUGUGUUCUGAAAUAAUGUUUUUUAACAAUUAAUCUGUCAAAAUUUUCUGUGUCAUUUUCAAUGUAUACACACUUCAGGCAUUGGAAAUGGAGACAAAUCGUUGAGAUUUUAUGGCGUGCAAGAAAGUGUUUUCCAUGUAAUAGGGUGUUGACCUUCUUCCCAGUACCUAGUCAAAAGGGAAAAAUUGCUUGGGCGAGUGAGAGAUGAUCUGAACAGAACGAGGUGCUUCAUUUGAGUUCAAAAUGACCCAAAAGACAAAUAAUGUCGGUUUUGAGCCUAAUUUUGGACUACCAAUAUUUUUUGAUCAAACAAAUAACACAGAUGUCCCAGAACGAAACCAGGGCGAUGUGGAAGUAGAGAGAACAGUAAGAGUACAGCCUUUGAAUCUGCAAAGGCUUUCAGAACUAGCAGGCAUUGAUCUGGAACAAUGUCCAGUAUUGAAAUUUAUUGGUGGCUGUGAGCAAUACUGUUCUAAGAAGACGCCUGUCUACAUUCUGCCUCAAAACAAAACAAAUUCAGUUUCUCAUCACGAAUCGCCGAUUCUUGGACAAGGAUUAAAAAAAAUGUUUACCAAUUCACGACCAAAUGCCAAAAGGGAAGAGGAAUUAAUAAAGGAAAUAGAAAGAGUACAAAAUCGGCUUGAUAGUGUAACAGAACAACUCCAGAACUCGAAAGCUGAAAGGGAAAAGCUGGAGUGGAAGAUCAAUGAAGUUCAGAUGAAAAUUAAAAAGGAAAGUGAAAAUCUAGGUCUUACUUUUUCUGAGAAUCCUUCAGAAGAUGAGCUUCUCCAUUUAGAAAAAUUAACGGAAUUGGCAAAGGAAAAAGUGAGGCGAAACAGGAUGUUGAAAGUUUUUCAACAAAAGGAGAAUUUACUUUUGUCGACCAUGGGGAGUGCACGAUUGCCGGAAUUCGAUUCAGUACCAUCUCUCCAUAAUAACCCAGUCAUCCAGCCAGCCUUAGAUAUCAAUUCCAUAGAACUGUUGAAAUCCUUUGGCGCAGCAUUAUCCACUUCCUUAAGAAAUAACCCUACAGCAGCUUUCCUACAGGAGUAACCUGAAGACACAAUAAAACCAAUUUAAACCUGUAA